AUGCCUCCUCCUCGACCAGCCAUUUUCCUCCUAUCCACCCCUCACAAGUCAAGCCGUGCUUCUCCUCAUCUCCGCACGCGCCACAGCUGCUUCCUAUUCACGCACACGACCAAGCGCCCACAACCACAAACACCCCACAAAUUCACACAAAGAAUAAACAUCCGCACAUUCACUUCAACAAGACAAACCUACGCCCAAGAACAAAACCACUACGAAACCCUCGGUCUCCCCAUAAGCGCCUCAGCAGCCGAGAUCAAAAAAAAAUUCUACGCACUUUCUUUAAAGCACCACCCAGAUCGUAACCGCAAAGACCCGGAAGCAGGCCAACGCUUCGCCCGCAUCUCAGCAGCCUACAACAUCCUAGGCCACGCCUCCAAACGCGCAAUCUACGACCGCGAUCAUGGCUUCCACGCACAACACCACCAUGGACACGGCGUUCCACACGGAAGUCACAGCAGCCACACCGCACACCCGAAUAAAGGCGGAAGUUAUGCCGGCUCAAGGCCUGCCAGCGGUCUAAGUAAGCGACGCGGAACAUUCCACGGUCCACCGCCCAGUUUCUACGAGCAGGGUGGGUACGGAGCUACGGGGCGGACGGGCGGCGAGGGCGGGUAUAAAGCUGGGUCUACGGAUGAAUUUGGGGAGACGAAGAAGAAAGAGGAUGAUCCUGAGGAUCCGAUGGGGUUUAUCUAUAGGAAUCCUUUGGGUCAUUUUAAUGCGCGGGCGCAUUUCAAGACGCAGAGUGCUGAGGAUAAGAGGCGGAUUGAACGCAGGAGGAAGGCUAGACAUGAGGCUUUCAAGCAGAAGGGGGCUGUUAUGGCUAGUGGGAAUUUCCAGGCUAGUGAGUUCUUCAUUGUUUGCGGGAUUUUUGGGUUUCUGAUUGCCGUUGGGGGCUUCUUCACGAAUCCGUUGCCGCCGACUUCUGCGCCUAGUGAUGGGGUGCGGAGGAAGGAGGGCAGGAGUUCUUAA
Molecule: messenger RNA, 969 nt
Organism: Penicillium pulvis
Lineage: Eukaryota; Fungi; Ascomycota; Eurotiomycetes; Eurotiales; Aspergillaceae
Exons: 2
Coding region: 1-969 (322 amino acids)
Source: RefSeq, a predicted model, not a curated record